AUGGCCACACCAAACAGAAUGGAACUGGCUGUGCCGCUGGUGACGGCCGGGUCACAUGCAGAGACUUCUCCUGAAGACACGGCUUGGUGCUUCUCGCGCAUCACCUUCAGCUGGGUCGGCGGGAUCAUCCAGGAGGGCUACCAGCGUGAGCGGCGCAGGGCUCAGCAGGGAGGAAGCUCAGGGGAUGGCCCUCUGGCUUUGACGGAUGCCGACUUGCUUCAGCUACGAAGUGAUGACACUGCCGAGUGCCUGUCCGAGAAGGCCGAAGGCGCCUUGCAAUCGGAAGAUGGAGAGACGCGGCCAUCCUUGGUCCGUGUGUUGCGGAAAGCAUUUGGUGGGCCUUUUGCGCGGGCAGCUGCUUUCAAAGUGGUGUAUGACAGCCUGCAAAUGGCCGGGCCUUAUAUUCUCAAAGGGUUGUUGGGCUAUUUGAGCCUUUGCAGCAGCCCCAAAUCAGAAGAAUGUACAUUUGAGAACGGGAUGGCCUACGUCCUGCUGAUGCUUGGCAGUGCAGCGUUGCAAACGAUGGUGCUGCAUCAGUAUUUUCACCGAUGCUUCCGCACGGGCAUGAGAUUCAACGUCGCCUGUAUCUCUCUUGUGUACAACAAAGCCUUACGCGUUGAUGGAGCCGGCGGGAAGGCCAAAGACUCAAAGCAACGAACGUCCGGCGAGAUCGUAAACCUCAUGGCGGUCGACUCACAGCGACUUCAAGAUUUCGCUCCGAUGCUCCAUUCUUUGUGGAGUUCUCCGUACCAGAUCACCAUCACCUUGAUCUUUCUUCAUUGGGUGGUGGGUUGGGCAACCUUGGCCGGAGUCCUGGCGACUCGUUUGAACACGGUGAUGCUGGUGCAGAUUCCCGCGGUGGGCUUGGUAGCUCGACGAAUUCGCCUUGCUCAGCGUGCCCUCAUGACAAUCAAGGAUGAGCGGAUCAAGCUCACCAACGAGGCUUUUGGCUCCAUCCGGCUCUUGAAGAUGUACGGGUGGGAGGACUCUUUUGAGACCAGGCUCGACAGCGUCCGCGAGAAGGAGCUGAAGCAGCUCAGGAAAUACCAGAUCCUGAACAUCAUCAGUUCUGCAAUGUGGGCAACGGCACCGAUUCUAACUGCCUUGGCUACGUUUGCCGUGUAUUCGUGGCUCUACAAAGAGCUGACACCCAGCACCGCUUUUACAGCCGUGGCCCUCUUCAACGUCCUGCGCUUUCCACUGACCAUGUUUCCGAACGCGAUAACGAGCGUGGUGGAGGCCAAGGUUGCCAUCAGGCGCCUGGAGGACUUCUUGUGCGCUCCCGAAAUCCCGGGGCGCGCACAGGCGGCGCCUCCAGAAUUUACGGUGCAGGUGCAGGAUGCCGAUCUGGCCUGGCCAAAUGGAACUCCACUGAUCUCAAAAGCCAACUUCUCAGUUCCCGCAGCAGUGGAAGGACAGCAGGCGGCCCACCUGACAGUCGUGUUGGGAGCAGUCGGGGCCGGCAAGUCAGGACUUCUGCAGCUGGGCGAGGCCUUGAUCGGCGACCUGAGCCCCGUCUCCGGAGUUGUAUCGACAGCUGGGCAGAUUGCGUAUACCUCCCAAGUGUCGUGGAUUCGCAACGCCACGGUUCGGGAUAACAUUCUCUUCAACAGCAGCUUCCAGGAGGAUCGGUACAAUGCGGUGAUCAAGGCUUGUUGCUUGCUGCCCGACCUCGAUGCACUGCCCAAUGGGGAUAUGACAGAGAUCGGAGAGAAGGGCGUUAAUCUGUCGGGAGGACAGAAGCAGAGGAUAUCCUUGGCGCGAGCAGUCUACUCUCAGGCAGACCUCUUGCUCUUGGAUGAUCCGCUUAGUGCUGUCGAUUCACAUGUGGCCAAGAAGCUCCUGAAGAUGCUGCGUGGGCCUUUGCUCGCCAGAUGCUCCGUCGUUUUGUGCACUCAUCACCUCCAGGCAGUUCAAAGUGCAGACCAGAUCAUUCUCUUGACCCGGGGCGGCAUGCCCCGGGAACCCUCUGUGGACGAAAGCGAUGAUUCCUUGGUACUUGAGGCAGAGAAUCUGCCGGAGGAGUCGACCCAAGCCGACAAGUCCUCGCGGCCUGUGGCCAAGAUCGCUUUCUGCGGAUCUUUGAGCGCCUUCCGGGAAUCUUUCCCGAAGCUGGUGGCCUCGAAGGAAGCAACAGCACCUCAUCUUGAGCGCCAGGUCAGCGACGACCCCGCCACACCCAAGGAAGCCAAGAGCUCCGAUGGGAAGUUGGUGCAGAAAGAGGAGGAGCAAGUAGGGUCUGUACCAGCUGAAGUCUACGGGGCUUACGUCAGUGCGGCAGGCGGUACCUGUGUGGGAGUGACAGUGAUUUUCGGCAUCUUGCUCGGUCAAGGUCUCCAGUCUAUCGCCGCUGCCUGGCUGUCCUACUGGUCCGACCAUAACAACCCCGAGAACGAGCAUCACGUCACAAGCCUUCAAGGUUUGCUCGGGUACGGCGGUCUCAGCAUCGCAGCCUUUUUGGGCAUUUUCCUGACUAGCGCACUCUUCAGGCUAACAGCCUUGAAAGCCGCACGUACCUUUCAUCGAAAGCUCUUGGCGAACCUGCUUCGGUUGCCGAUGUCUUUCUUCGACACCACUCCGCUUGGACGUGUUCUCAACCGGUUCUCCAAGGACGUCUACACCAUCGAUGAGGUCUUGCAGAACAACUUGUACAGCUACCUUCAAGUCCUUGCCGUUGUUGUGUGCACCAUCAUCGUAAUCUCAGUCGCAACGCCGUGGUUCUUGGCCAUCAUUUUUCCGCUCAAGCGCAUCGAAUCCAAUCUGCGCUCUCCCAUCUUUUCCCACUUCUCGGAGACCUUGGACGGCACAGGGGUGAUCCGCGCCUACGGCCAGCAAGGGAUUUUCAUCGCUGAGAACCUCCAACGUGUGAGCCGAAGUAUGCGGGCCUACUACUCCAACGUGUCUUCAAAUCGCUGGCUCGCCGUCCGACUCGAAAGCUUCGGAGCGGCGAUCACCUUCUGUGCUGGGAUGUUGGCAGUUCUAGGCCGACACACUAUCAGUGCAGGCGUGGCUGGCCUCUCCAUUUCCUAUGCCCUCUCAGUGACGCAGGCCUUGAACUGGGUGGUGCGAAUGGCAGCCGACCGCGAGACGAACAUCGUGUCGGUGGAGAGGGUCCGGGAGUACCUGCGCCUGCUGCCGGAACCGCCUCACCACCAGGACACUGACCCUAGCCCUCAGUCCUGGCCGAAAAAUGGGACCAUUCGAUUUGACGAUGUGUAUCUUCGCUACCGCCCGGAUUUGCCCUAUGUCUUGAAGGGCUUGAGCUUGAACGUUUGCGCGCGCGAGAAGCUGGGCAUCUGUGGACGCACGGGUGCUGGCAAGUCUUCCGUGUUGAACGUGCUCUUGCGGCUGGUGGAGGUCGAGGCAGGCAAGACCUUCUUGGACGGAAUUGACAUCACCACCUUGGGCUUGCACUGCCUGCGCCGCAGCUUGACCAUCAUCCCCCAAGACCCGGUCUUGUUCUCCGGGACCUUGCGCUUCAACCUGGAUCCCGUCGGCGAGGCCUCGGAUGCAAACCUGUGGCUGAGCUUGCAGCGCUCGCACCUGUCGGAUCAUGUGUCGACCUUGGAUGGACAUGACGGCCGCGGUCUAGACAGUGUGGUGGCAGAGCAGGGCAAGAACUUCUCACUGGGCCAGAGGCAGCAGAUGUGCUUGGCCCGGGCGCUGCUUAGAUCCAACAUCAUUCUUUUGCUGGAUGAGGCAACCUCAGCGGUGGACAGAGACACAGACAACCUCAUCCAAGAGACGAUCCGCAGUGAGUUUGCCGACCACACGGUUCUGUGCAUUGCCCAUCGCAUCUCGACCAUCAUGCAUUCCGAUCGAGUUUGCGUCCUCGAGGCAGGGAAAGUCGUGGAACUCGCGUCCCCGCAAGAGUUGAUGAAGAAUGAGUCCUCCCAUUUUGCCAAGCUUGCCAAGUUAGAUUCGGCAUGA
This is a messenger RNA of Symbiodinium natans, 3930 nucleotides long. Lineage: Eukaryota; Dinophyceae; Suessiales; Symbiodiniaceae. The record is from the annotation of a GenBank genome assembly.